CUUCACUGUGUGGAAGAGUUUCAACAGAACCAAGCUGCAGCUCCACAGCUCCGUGACAGUGACUCACGUUUACGCGUGUGCGCGUGCGCGGUGCCAGUCCGGCCACAUUCCUGGGGGAUGGAUGAAAAAAGUAAAUGAGACAGGUGUUGAGAGUCGGUGUGUGGGGCAGGACCCGUCUGACGAGACGGACCGUUUCUGUGUUUUGUGUUUUGGAGAUGAGCGUUUCACUCUCAUCCUCAUUCCUCCACUCACACCGUCUCCUGCGCGCGUGGGUCGCACACCUGUGCCGAUCAGAGAGAGAGCAGAAGGUUUGAGACGGAUCGAUAACAGCGGUGACAGGAGAGUUUUGUUGAUGGUGAAUUUUCCUCACACACACACACACACACACACACACACACAGAGGAUGAGAGAGUGAAGGAGAAACUCUCUGGACUUCACCGGUCGGACUGAACAGACUUCUGUGGUUUCGGUGGACCCUUCACCUGACGAUGGAUCAGGAGAACACAAUGGACUUCAGGGCUCUGAGGGCCAAGUUCCAGGACGAGGAACUCCUCCUGAAGCAGCCCAGGAUCAAACCUGCUCUCCCGGAGAAACCAAAGGUCGUCCCUCCCCCGCAGAGCCCCACUCAUUACCUCCCUGCAGGAGCACGCCCCUCCCUGCUCACCUCCAUCAACAGCAGCUUGGAGGGAAAAACAAUGAUGGCCCCCAGAGUGAUCUUCAAGGACGAGAUGAAGGACAGCAAAAAGCCUCUGAUCCAGAUCAACUCCAGGGGGAAGGAGAAGAGCGAGGCGAAGCUGAAGGGGAGUAAAGACAAGACGAAGGGAGUCAAAGAGAAGCUGGAAGACGAGGCGUCGGGUCAGAAGAGGAAGAAAGAGAACGGUAAAGGCACGGCAGAGCUGGUGCCGGCCACGCCUCCACCUAAAGCCGCAACACCAAAGAAGAAGAAUUUCCUCACUUUCAAGAGGUCUUUAAAGAAAGAUGCAGCGGGGGUCCCAGCAGACCCCAUCCUGGACACCCCCAGCUCCCACGUCCCCGGACCAGCUCCACUGAUCCCAGUACCUUCUGCCUUCGGUGACGCAGCACCACAACCUCAAAUCUCUGCACCAAAGGCCCUGAUGCCAAACAUCCCAAUCAUACCUGACUCAAGGGCCGCCGUGGAGAUCCCCCCACCCUCCAUCAUCCCCGCCUUUCCCGACUUCACCCCCCCUCCUGCCUUUAUUCCUGAUAACCCAGCUGCUAAAGUCCCGAGCCCAGAGAGUGAAACCCCGCUGGAGACAGAAACUCCCGCCCUGUCCGUCUCCAGACCUGCCAGCCAAAAUGAAAUCACUCCCAGUCCACCCAGCGUCGCCCCCACCCCCCCACCCAGGCAUUCUGUCUGUACUCCUCCCCCGGCGGCCUCCACCCCUGAGCCCGAGGCCGAGGCUGUGAUUGUAGCUGCAGCGGAGAAGCCUCCUCCUCGGGUCACAGACCCUCCAUCCGUCCCGCCGUCGCCCAAACCUGAGCGUCCCAUCUCUGCGCUCUCGGCUCUGGAGAGGGCGGAGGACAUGACCCCGGGGAAACGGCCCUCCCCGGCGGACCAGAGGAUUCUCAACGCUCUGGAGAAGGCUCGCAGGAAGACGGCCAGCCCCACCGCCUCUUACUCCAUCACCCCUCCACCUGAAGAGCUCCCCCCUCCUCACAGCCCCACCCAAUCUUUCCCACAGCUCCCACCCAUUGAUUAUGAAGCUCGGGCAGGAAACUCCCGCUCAGCGAAACCAGAGCAAGUCAACGGCAUCGACCACGGACAAGCCUCUCCAGUGUUGGGGGGCAUCAGUGAGGAGGGGUCUGAUGUUCUCCCAGAGGUGUUGGUGGUUCCCCGUCCUCCUCCCAAAAAGGUCUUCCCAGACCGCAAGUCUCUGGGUCCUCCCCCACCGAAGCCUACAAGACCUCUGUCUGUCAACCUGAGUGACUUCAGCCCUCCUGCUGUGGAAGAUGAGGAGAUCCUUGCUCGUCCUGACCUCUCAGAGACGGACACCACAGACCUGCCAGAGUUCGACGAUGCGGCUCCAGAUGCUCCGGAGCUGCAGGUGUCGGAGUGGGGGAACGAGGAGUACGCUGGUUCAGAUACUGCAGAUGGACGGAACCUCUCAUUGAUCUACAGCAAUGGGGUAGCUGCUGCAGGAGCUGAACUCCAGGCAGCACCAGGACUUGGAGACGAAUACCAAGAUCAUCUACCACCAGAAUCCUCUUUCCCUGUCUCUCAAGAGUCUCCAUCAGUGGCCGGGCCUGAAGCCGAAGUUAGCAACGGCACCUAUGAGAGCACAGAAAAUGUCUACGAGGACAUUUCCAUGUCCGCCUCCAAAAAGAAAGUAAAGACUGACGGCGGCAAGAAACGCAAAGGACCACCAAAGAAUCCGUAUGCUGAGGCAGCACAGGAGGCAAGCGAAGAGAAGAGCAGGGCGGGCAGGUUCAGCAGGAUCGACAAGAAAGCCGCCACAGAGGGGCCGGACGAGAAAGAGCUGAAGAAGAAAGAGAAGCAGCGCUUGGAGAAGGAGAAGAAGGAGCUGAAGGAGAAACAGGAGCGGGAAAAGAAAGAGCAGAAGGAGAGGGAGAAGAAGAGAACGAGAUGAAGAAGAAAUUCAAAAUCACGGGGCAGGAGGACGCCAUGUACCAGGCCAAAGUAACCGUGACAACAAAAGGCCGCAAGAACGAUCUGCCCGUGAAGAGCGGCGACAUCGUCAGCAUCAUCCGAACAACCAACUGCCCGAGAGGGAAGUGGCUG
Seriola aureovittata is the source of this 2761-nucleotide messenger RNA. RefSeq lists its product as uncharacterized. The transcript is spliced from 10 exons. Lineage: Eukaryota; Metazoa; Chordata; Actinopteri; Carangiformes; Carangidae. The record is from RefSeq and is a predicted model, not a curated record. Bases 489 to 2609 code for a protein of 706 amino acids.